Molecule: messenger RNA, 2880 nt
Organism: Closterium sp. Naga37s-1
Lineage: Eukaryota; Viridiplantae; Streptophyta; Zygnematophyceae; Desmidiales; Closteriaceae
Source: the annotation of a GenBank genome assembly
AUGGGCCUCUUGCCGUUUCCCGUGCCUGUGCGGCCUGUGUUUGCCCGGGUGUUGCUGCCGCUCCGUAUGCCGUGUGGGUUCGGCGCUGCGAGCGGCGGCAGUCGAGGCGGGCAGGAGUCUGGAGAGUCUGGAGUGCGACAUGCAUCUCACCAACGUCACCUCGCACACCGUCCUCGCCAAGGCACGCUCCCCACACCUCCCCUUGCUCUCGCGCUCUCUCACGCUCUCUCGCGCUCUUUCGCACUCUCCCUCGCUCUUACUCGCACUCUCGCGCUCUUUCGAACUCCUGCUAUCCUGCUCUCCUGCUCGGCCGUUUGCUUCCAGGCAGCCGCGCUUUGCUCCGCUCCAUAUGCUCUGCUCUGCUGCCGCACACCGAGUGACGUCUGGCUGCUCCCCAGCAAUCCGCGGCGCUACAAGUUCUCAUCGGGCCCGAAGCUGCUGCUGCCGCCCUACUCUAUCGCAGACAUCCGAGUGACGUGUGAGGCGUUGAGAGCGCGGCCGUACUGGAAUGAUAACAUCAACGUGGAAUGCUACCGUGCUGCUGAUGAAUCCCUGCCGCUCUCCAUCGAUAAUGACGCAGCACCGCUGAUCGGAGUAGCCAAGCUGCGCCUGCCAGUGCUCUUCCAGGACUUGGGCGGCCCUCUCUCCUCCUCCCCCUCCAUCUUCUCCUCCUCGUCCCUCUCUCGCGCCGCCAACACGAGCAUGAGCGGGAGUGCAAGUGCGAGUGCGCGGGCGUCUAUAGCGAGUGGCAGUGUGCGCGCGGAUAGCGCCAGCAGUAGUGUGCUCAACUCAGCAUGCGAUGAUUUUUUAGAGGCUGCUCGCAGCGUGGGCGAGGCGCAGGUGAAGCAUCGGAACGAGUUCAUAUCGGAGCUAGGCCGGGCCCUCACGGACAGCAAGAAGCAGGCCACUGCUCUACUACACGAGGUGGAGGAGCUAAAGUGGCAGCUGGGGCAGGCGCAGCAUCAGAGCAAGCACCUCAAGUCACGCGUGACGGACUAUGAAGCAUUGGGGGCAGGCAGUGUGGAUGAGCGGAUAGAGGUGCUGCGCACACACCUUGCAGAGGCGGAAUGGAACGCGGAGCAGGCAGCAACAGACGUGUGGGAGAAGGACAAGGAGAUCAAGGACCUCAAGGCCAAGCUGGCGUCCAUGGAGUUGGAACUGCAGGCAAUGACGGAGCGGGAGGAGGCGUUGGUGGCGCUGCAGGAGCGCACAGAGGAGAAGCGCGCGGGGCUGGAGGAGGAGCUGGCGCAGGUGCAGGAGGAGAUGCAGCGCGUCACACGGCGCAAGGCCGACAUGGAGGCGGACAUGCGCAGGCGCGUGGCGGAGGCGGAAUCAGCCAUGGCGGCAGCGCAGGCGCGGGAGAAGGGGUUGGAGGAGCGGCGCAGGGCGGCGGUGGUGGAGGAGCGGAAGCUCAAGGCGCGAGUGCUGGAGCUCAAGACAGAGGUGGCGCGCGCUGGCACGCACAGCACUUCCUCCUUCAAGGCUGUCGCUCAGGUGGCAGCGCUGCGGUUCCAGAAGGAGCGCUUGCUGCGGGAAAAGGAGAACCUCGAGAAGAAGCUCAAGGAGGCAACAGGGCAAGGUGCAGGGGGAGCGGUAGCAGUGGCAGCAGUAGCAGCGGAGGCUAGCAAUGAGACUAUUCAGAAGCUGGAACAGGAGCUGGCACACACGCAGGAGAUGCUGGAAGCAGAGAGGAGCGCAGCAGCAGAGGCAGCGACACAGCGAGAGGCGAUGAGGGGAGAGGUGGAGGAGCUGAGGCGGGAGGUGGAGGCAUUGAGUGCUCGCAGCAAAGAGGAGGCCGAUGGGCAGCAAGCAGAGGAGCAGGAUCCGAUAGCGAGUGCAUCGGAGGAGGAGUUGAGGGAGCAGCUGCAGAGUGCAUUGGAGCAGUGGGAGAAGACCAAGAACUUCUCCCGCCUCCUGCAGGGGCAGGUGUUUGAGCAGAAGAAGCGGAUAAGAGAACUCGAGGGAGAACUCAAACGGUCAGACGCAGGCCCGCUAAAGGAGCGCCUGGAGAAGGUGGAGGAGGAGGCACGUGCACUUGGGCAGUAUGUGGAGCAGCUGGAGCGGGAAAGGGCACAGGGCGGGGCGGACCCAGCAGAGGUGGAGGCGAUGAGGGCGGACCUGCAGGCCAUGCGCGAGGAGGUGGGGCAGCGGCGCAUGGAGCACGAGCACCUCAUGCAGGAGCUGAACAUUAUGCACCGCAACCAUCAGGAGGAGCUCGCCGAGGCUCACCGCCAGCGCGAUGCAGCGACGGGGGAGCUGCGGGCGCUGCAGCGGCAGCUGGAGGAGGAGGAGGAGGCGCGGGCGGAGGCGGAGAGGAGGCGCGUGGAGAGCGAGAGGCGGCGUGCAGCGGUGGAGCAGGAGAGGAACGAGACGGAGAUGGAGGCGAGCACUCUCAAGCAGAAGCUGUCGCGCCUGCAGCGCCAGCUGUCGGAGCUGAAUUAUGCACGGAGCAAGAGCGGGGAGCAUGAGGAGCGGGCGGUGAAGGAGCAAGCAGCUAAGGUGGUGCAGCUGCAGGAGGAGGUGGAGCGGCUGAGCAAGAUGGGGCAGGAGGCGGAGCGACUCAGAGCUGAAGUCAUGGCCAGGGACGCCAAGCUCAAGGCAGAGGAAGCAAGGAUAACACAGUUCGUAUCCAAGCUGAGCGAGUUCACAGAAUUGAACGAGACUAUGGAGAGGAAACUCAGGGAGCAGAGCGCAAUGGAAGCAGCCGUUUACGAGGUGACAGCAGCAGACACGAGGAAGCCAGGGCACGUGGUGAGGCUGAGGAAGAAGACGGCCUACAGCUGCGCCGUGUGCAAGCUCGCAGGCAGGGGGCUGUGCUGGCGCUGCACCCACUCCACGUGCGCAGACUACAUCCACCCGCAAUGCCUCACCAAGGGGUGA